Messenger RNA from Cyprinodon tularosa, 2807 nucleotides. RefSeq names its product MLX interacting protein. The transcript has 17 exons. Gene Ontology annotation, cellular component: nucleus. Gene Ontology annotation, molecular function: DNA-binding transcription factor activity, RNA polymerase II-specific; protein dimerization activity; RNA polymerase II cis-regulatory region sequence-specific DNA binding. The record is from RefSeq and is a predicted model, not a curated record. Lineage: Eukaryota; Metazoa; Chordata; Actinopteri; Cyprinodontiformes; Cyprinodontidae. Bases 260 to 2782 code for a protein of 840 amino acids. Gene Ontology annotation, biological process: regulation of transcription by RNA polymerase II.
GAGCAGCAGCCCUUUGCCAGCUGCGUCAACUAUAUACAAGAUAUCAACCUCGUAACUCCUGCCGCUAAUAAGCAGUGGCAAACUUUUCUGUAUGAUGCCUUAAGUAGUUUGCCUUCAUGGCACACAGUUGGAAAACUUUAACAACCGGACCAGAAACGUGUUUUCCGGAGCCGUCAGCGACCACGAGCCCCAUGAAAGGAAGAGCUUUAUUGUCCUAGCUUAGUGGCUAAGGUUAGCUAAUUGUUGUUGAGUUGCCGACAUGGCUACCAGAGAGAUAUGCCAGCGAUCAACUUAUCGACGGCCAGCGGCCAGCAUAAAGCAAGAGCAAGAUGACGACUCGGACGUGGAGGAGACACACAUGGGGCUCCGCCGCGCGGACGGCUUGGAGUCCCAGAUCAUCCACAGCGGGCACUUUAUGGUGUCUUCGCCGCACAGCGAGCACCCACCGAAGAAGGGUUACGAUUUCGAUACUGUCAACAAACAGACCUGUCAGACUUAUCAUUUUGGAAAGGCGAGCACGUCGCACUUCUCCAUUGAUGCUUCGUUGACUAAACUUUUUGAGUGCAUGACCCUUGCUUAUAGUGGAAAGUUGGUGUCUCCUAAAUGGAAGAACUUUAAAGGUCUAAAGCUGCUCUGGAGAGACAAGAUCCGGUUGAACAACGCCAUAUGGAGAGCCUGGUAUAUGCAGUAUGUGGAGAAAAGGGGAAAUCCUGUGUGUCACUUUGUUACCCCCCUGGAUGGAAACAUGGAUUUAGACGUCCAUCGUCCUGCGGAGGCUGUUGCUUCAGAUGGAAAAAACUGGAAAAGAAGAAUUGAAAUUGUUAUCAGAGAAUAUCACAAGUGGAGAACGUACUUUAAAAAAAGGCUACAGAAACAUAAAGAUGAUGACCUUUCCAGCUUACUUAAGGGGCCAGAGGAGCAGUUAUCGCUGUUUGGAGAAGUCUUUCCAGACAUGCUCCGUACUUCCUUUUAUCAGGAUGAAGAAGUUGCUGUGCGUCGAAUGACCCGCAGGCAUGAACCGCCUGCCCCCAUGGAGAUGGACACCCUCUUUGACAUGGAUGUUCUGAUGUCUGAGUUUUCAGACACCUUGUUCUCCACGCUGGCUGCACACCAGCCGUUGGGUUUGCCCAAUCCAAGGGAAAUUGCUCAUGCAGGAAAUGCAGACAUGAUCCAGCCAGGACUCAUCCCCUUACAGCCUAACCUGGACUUCAUGGACUCCUUUGACCCGCUUCAAGGUUGCGACUUAUUUCACAGCCUCCGUCAGCCUGUCCUUCCCUUUGUUUCCCCCACUCCAUCAUCUGUCACCCCUCAAUCCAGCAGCAGCUCUCAUUCUCAGGCCCCGUUAAUGUCCUCUUUGCAGCUCUCGCCCAACCAGAUACCCCCUGCAGGCCCGCUGCCAAUCCUCAGCCAGACCAGUCAGACAGGUGGUGGAGGAGCAGCCUACAGCCAUAACUACAUGCCCCUGUUUGCAGGCCAGGUGGCGUCCAACAGUCAGUCAGCAGCUUCCUCUGUCUCUCAGCCAUUAACCCACGAUCCCUUGGUACACUGCCUACCGGGUCAGAACUUAUCCUCCGCAGCAUCCAUGAUUCCCUCACCACUAGGCAACAGCUCAGUGCUGGAUGAAGCUGUGGCCCCCUCUGUGAUAACACACACAGCCCCCUCCAGCGUCACACCCAGCAACACAGCGAGCACAGUCAGCCACAUCUCAGCUCCUCCUUCCCAACUCCAGCUCGUGGCUCCGCUGCCUGCCGCUCCAGUGCAGCAUCAGGCCUUUGCUCUGCCUCGUCCUUUCCAGUCAAAUAGCUCCAGCAAAGUCCGUCCGGUGCCGAGGAUUGCUCCUGCAAGUUCCCUGCCUUCUCCUCAGUUCAUCAUCCCAGGCACACAAAUCCUUUCAGCCCCUUUUCCAGGCCAUGCGAAUGCUGUAAUCGUUACAUCUCCACCCUCCACUGGUGUUAUCACCCCCUCCAAUCUUGUAGCGGCUCCCGGGUUUCAGGUUUUGCCUCAGAAGUCGCCUCAGCCUAUCGUUCCUGAAGACAAGACCUGUUUCAGAAAAAAUCAGAAGGAUCCCUCAAGUGUUGGUCAUAGUCAGCCAGGAUCCAGUCAAGGGUCACCUUGUGGUUUAGAUCAGGUUCCCAGUCCUCAGUCUAUAAUGGGCAGUACCAGUAAACCUCUUGUAAAGAGUGAGCACAGUCAGAGCCGCCACAUAUCUGCUGAGCAAAAGAGACGAUCAAAUAUCAACAUUGGCUUCAAAACACUUGGCAACCUCGUUCCCACUCUGAAGUCACAAUCUAAUAUUACAAACGCGGUAACACUGCAGAAGACAGUGGAGCACAUUGGAAAGCUCCAGCAGGAGAGGCAGCAGCUACAGGACGAGGUCAAAAGGCUACGAGAGGAGAUAGAUGAGCUCAAUACAUCCAUUAGCUUGUGUCAGGAGCAGCUGCCUGCGACUGGCGUGCCGAUGAGGAAAAACCAUUCCGAUCUCAUGCAAGACAAGUUUAAUGACUACGUGAAGAGCCGAACUCUCCAGAACUGGAAGUUUUGGAUCUUCAGCAUCAUCAUCAAACCCCUCUUUGAGACGUUCAAUGGGAUGGUGUCAACAAGCAGCAGAGAAGAGCUUUGCCACACCACGCUACAAUGGCUCGACAAUCACUGCUCCCUUCCUGUCCUCAGACCCAUGGUGUUGAGUACACUCCGUCAGCUUUGCACUACCACAUCCAUCCUGAGCGAUCCCUCCCUGCUUCCUACAGAAGCCAUCGAGAAAGCAACAAAAACAGACGCGUAGCCAUGCUUUCAGGACUGGAGGCGAC